Messenger RNA from Columba livia (rock pigeon), 3083 nucleotides. RefSeq names its product protein O-mannose kinase (gene POMK). Lineage: Eukaryota; Metazoa; Chordata; Aves; Columbiformes; Columbidae. The transcript has 2 exons. The coding region runs from base 157 to 1338 and encodes 393 amino acids. Gene Ontology annotation, biological process: carbohydrate phosphorylation; protein phosphorylation; protein O-linked glycosylation. The record is from RefSeq and is a predicted model, not a curated record. Gene Ontology annotation, molecular function: ATP binding; carbohydrate kinase activity; protein kinase activity. Gene Ontology annotation, cellular component: endoplasmic reticulum membrane.
CGCCCUGCGCGGCCGCGGUCGGUCCUUCCGCCCGCGGGGUCAAGCGGCCCCGGCCGGGGCGGGCGGCAGCGCGGGCCCCGGGCGGGAAAGCAGCGACGUGAGCGUCGAGCGGGGAAACCGUCUGUAACAUCUCCAGCCGGCCAUGUGGCCUUCGCCAUGGGCUCGGGGCUGCGGCUGCACGGGCUGCCACGAAAAAUCCCCCCCGACGCUCGUCCCCGCGCUUCAAAGAGGCUCCCGCUCAUCACCACUCAUCCGGCUCUGACGGAGAGCGCAGGAGCCAUGGAAAAGAAACCGCAUUUGGUGCGGAGGGAGUUUCCUCCCAGGGAGGUGCCGGCGGCGUCGCUGGCGUUGCUGCUGGCGGCCGUGCUGCUCCUCAACGCCCUGCUCUACCUGUACCUCAGCCGGCCUCACUCUGCGGGACGCGCCGAAACCGACCCCGGCCGCUGCCCCUUCGGGCACUUCAAACUGGGAGGGAUGAAGAACUGCUCCCCGUGGCUCUCCUGCGAAGCCAUCAACAGGGAGGUCAGGAAACUCAAACGUGUGGGUGAAGGCGCUGUGAAAAAGGUCUUCCUUUCCGAGUGGAAGGAGAAGAAAGUGGUCAUUUCGCAGCUCACCAACCCGGAACUGAAGGAGGACUUUCUUCACGGACUGAAGAUGCUGAAAGCGCUCCAAAGCCAGCACGUUGUCCGGCUGCUCGGCUUCUGCGAGGAGCAGUUCACAAUCCUCACCGAGUACCAUCCACUGGGCUCCCUGAGGGGCCUCAACGAGACUCUCCACAUGCCCAAGUACAAAGCCGUGAACACGUGGCACCGCAGGUUGAUGCUCGCUGUAGACUACGUCAGCAUCAUUCGGUACCUGCACAACAGCCCUCUGGGCACCCUGGUGAUGUGCGACUCCAAUGACCUAGACAAGGUCCUCUCUCAGUAUCUCUUAACAAGUGAAUUCCACGUCUUGGUGAAUGAUUUGGAUGCUUUGCCUCUUGUGAACAGAAGUGGCGGCAGGCUGGUGAAGUGCGGUCAUCGGGAGCUGCGGGGCGAGUUUGUGGCUCCGGAGCAGCGUUGGCCCUACGGAGAAGAGGUCCCGUUUGAGGACGACCUCAUGCCCCCCUACGAUGAGAAAACAGACAUCUGGAAAAUCCCCGAUGUCUCCAAUUUUUUCUUGGGCCACGUUGAAGGGAGUGACAUUGUGCGACUGCACUUGUUUGACAUCCACGCGGCGUGUAAGAAGAAGGACCCAUCUGAAAGGCCUUCUGCCCAAGAGGUCUUGGACGCCUACCGGAAAGUUCUAGCUCUGCUGAGUCGGGAGGCAGCCAUGCCUGGGACUAGGGAAAUGCUAUAGGGAAUCAGGAGACAACACACUGAAGUCAGUGUCCUUCCUAUUUAUUUACCUUGCCUGAAGGGCAAAAUCUCUGUCCUCAAAACUGACAAGAUCAAUGAAGACAAGAUCAAUGAAUCUUGUACCUUUUGAUUUUAAAAAAAACAAAUAUACAAAGCUAAUGCUGGAACUGUGCAAGCUUUCCAGUGGCAUUCCCUAACCAUUCUGUGAUUCCAUCUAUCACUGGAAGAAGAGGGAAAGAAAUUAAAUUAAGGAAAAGAGCUGAAGAGUUUCUUUGUCCCAAUCACUUCUGCUUGGAUCCGUGCUCUGUCAUGUACCAUUGCACACUGCAACGACCAGAUUAACGUCACAAGAGUGAAAAAUAAACUUGGAUAAAUUCUGGUUCUGAAAAAUUGUCUUGCCAUGGAGAUGUUUCUCUCUGCUCCUGGAUGAAAUAGUUCCAAUUUUUUUAAAAAAGGUGUUUCCCUAACCAUUCCCCCCAAGUACUGGGUCCUCCCCAUGGCUCUUCCCUCUUGCGCCUCCUUCAGCCUGAGUGGUGUCCAGCCCUGUAUUUCAGCAGGAAUAAGUGAUAUUUGUUCUCCACACAGCAUUAUGGAGCUCCAGUUUCUUUUUUGGGAUAUUGUUUCUGUCUCUGAGGGAACACUAGAUGGCACCAGGAAGGUCAGUUUAGCUGUAGUUAUUAGCAAUCGCAGUUUCUCAUGCCCAAACAUAGCCAGGAAUGGCCUCCGAGCCAGGAUUUUGCUAGCAAACUUUUACAAACCCCUGAAAAAUCGCAUUGUGUUUGCAUUAGCUAGUCUGUAGUAACAGGACAGACAGAUUUAAGGGCUGUCAGAAUAGCCACACAUGCCACUUGAAGGGGCCACCUCCCCUUCAACUUGCUCAUGCUGUUUGUGUACUUUACCGUCCUUUUUCAUCUCAGCCUGGUGCAACCUCAACCGGGUUUCAGUGUCACCUCCUUCCAGUCUUUGAGUAAGACCAGAGGCGUUUGCACCCUCUCCAUCUUGCUGUUCUUCCCCACUAAUCCCUUCUGCAAUCCCAAGAUGGCGUGAAUCCCAUCCUGCCCACUUUUCCAGCUCCUCUGCCCUUGAGGGGAAGAGGGAAGGCCUGGUGGAGAGGGGAACACGGGGCAGGUCAGCUCCGCGGGCAGCUGGCUCUCCUCUUGCCAGUUCUCUUUGCUGGCCAUUCCAGUUUUUAUCAAUUUCUUUUUUUUUGAGGGAUACUUUUAAGGUCCAUGUUACUCUGCAGUGAACAGAGCUGUAGUGGUUAAGCCUAUCAGAAGUUGAGAAUACCACACCAACUUUUUGAAAUUCUAUCACAGGCUCUAACCCAAUAUUUUCCUUUGGUGCCACUUAAACAAAACAUCAGAUCAUGAUCUUUGUGAAAAAGCAGCCCUGCUGUUUGCCAAGUAUAAUUUGUGAGAUAUUUGGCAGAAUUUGCAACUGUAAACCGAUUCUAUCAUUAUGACUGCAAUGUCUUACCAACAGUCAAGAGACCCUGGGAACGAGAAAGAAGUGGUUCUGAAGUUCUUCUAGCAUGAUAUAAUGCACAUAUUUGCAGGGUUCAUCCAAAUAAAUUAUAUGCUAGAUAGUACUUUUUUAAAAGAAAAAGGAUUUUGUGGUUUUAUUUUAAUUGAAAUACUGUAUACUUGAGAUGACCACAUGAUUUCAAAUAAUUGUCGGUCUGUGCUCUGAAGUCUGUACUCCAGUAUUUAUCAGGAUUAAAUGGUGAAUAUAUUUGCAUUACAGUGA